This is a messenger RNA of Micromonas commoda, 1041 nucleotides long. RefSeq lists its product with no specific name. Lineage: Eukaryota; Viridiplantae; Chlorophyta; Mamiellophyceae; Mamiellales; Mamiellaceae. The transcript has a single exon. The record is from RefSeq and is a predicted model, not a curated record. The coding region runs from base 62 to 907 and encodes 281 amino acids.
CGAAGAGUGGAAGCGGCCUCCGCGCUCGCUCACUCGCCCGGAGCCGACCUGGACGGCGACCAUGGCCGGCAUCGUCGCCGGCGGCGGCAUCGCGUCGGCUCACGCGCGAUGCCGCCCGCGCGCGCGCGCCCGAAACCCCGCGCGCCCGAGCCUCGCGCGCGCGCCCGCCGUCGACUCGCAUCCGGGGUCGCCAGCUGUGCCAGCUCAUCACCAGAGGCGGACGACGAUCGCGCGCGCGAGUUUCGGCGACCCCGGAUACUGGGACGACGUCAUCUCGCUGAUGACCCCGAGCGUCAGCGUCAACCUCGGUCCCGAGUCCCUCGCCGCGCUCGCCAUCGGCGGAGUUCUCGUCCUCGGACACAGCUGGGAGAGCAUCGAGGCCAGCCGCGGGUGGCGCAGCGCCAAGGCUCGGAAGGAGAAGGUCGAAGCCGCCAACGCGACGACCGCGACGUCUUCGUCGUCCACCGCCGCCGCCGGCACGACGAAAAAGCCGAGGACGACCGCCGCGGCCAAGCCAAUGACCAAGGCGGAGCGCGAGGCCGCCGUCGCGGAGGCCAAGGCGGAGCGAGCCGCCGAGCUGAAUCGACGAAGAGCCGACCCGCCCCAGCCCGUCGACGAGUGCGAGAUCGUCGUGUGCACCAACAACGCGUGCGCCAAGAGGGGUGCGAGGGAGCUCAAGGCUGAGCUCGAGCGCGCGGUGGGUGCCACCGCGGCUCCGAACGGAUCGAACCGCGGUGCGCGGUGCGUCGUGAAGGGCGCGAGGUGCAUGGACGCGUGCGGCGCGGGAUGCGUGGUGAGAGUCGUCGGCGUCGCGGGUCUGGAGACGCAUCUACUUGUCGACGCAUCCGAGGCGGGCGUCGUGGCGGAGCUCGCGACGGGGCGGGCGGCUGUAGACGUCUCUCUCUGAGGUUUCUCUCUCUGCGAACGCGCGCGACGACGGCACGAGCGUGGGCUGGGCUUUGUCGUGUAGUGCCACCGGUAAGAUUAGCGUGGAGUUCUUCGCGUGAGUUUUUAAUAAGGUUCACAUCCGCACGGCUCUUC